This is a messenger RNA of Paramisgurnus dabryanus, 2680 nucleotides long. It is a transcript of the gene grhl3, whose product is annotated as grainyhead-like transcription factor 3. Gene Ontology annotation, molecular function: RNA polymerase II cis-regulatory region sequence-specific DNA binding; DNA-binding transcription activator activity, RNA polymerase II-specific. Gene Ontology annotation, biological process: regulation of transcription by RNA polymerase II. Gene Ontology annotation, cellular component: nucleus. Lineage: Eukaryota; Metazoa; Chordata; Actinopteri; Cypriniformes; Cobitidae. The record is from RefSeq and is a predicted model, not a curated record.
CCACUUCAAUCUCCAGGAUAUAAACACACAAUCAGACACCAGAGAGAAGAUCCCAAACGAAGGAUUUUACCUCCAUUGCCUGUCACAGGAGUCAUGACCAAGGAGAUUGAGGCUCUCAUGGUACAACAGAACGAGAGUUUCAGCUACCAGCGCUAUUCAGACAAUUACAUCAUGGACUCUUGGCAUUACAUGGAAAGCGGCGACCUCAGCACUAAGACGAAAAAUGAAGAUGCCCUCAACCUCCUGUAUGACAGCUGCAAGACUCCUAAAGACCAGAAGAUGACAUCGUGUGCUCGGGAAGGCAGCGUGUACAAAGCCAUGGAGAGGACCCCGAACAGUUCUCCUCCUGAGCUGGCGACGCUGGAGAACGCCCACAUCAUGAAGCUGCUUUCUGAUAACAUUUCUAUUAGUCACGCAAAGCAAGGCAACGACAGCUACACGGGUGACAGCUAUGACAAACAAGCCAUCAACAACAUCUUCGACUCCAUCCUGCUCACAGCAUCGCAAAAACCGUGGCAGCCGGACCAACCGUAUACGGAUCCUAACACUGAGUCUCUCACCUACAACACUUCUUUCGUGGGACAGACCAGCCCUGUAUAUUCAGAUUCAUAUUCGAAUUCUCCUCCAGAGAGAUACAGAAACGAUUUCCAGUUUCUACUCGGUGCCCCGCAAGCGUCCCAGCACAAGACCACGGAAAUACCCAUGGUGUACCUCAACAAGGGUCAGUUUUACCCCAUUACCCUGCAGGGAGUCGACAGCACCGCCGGUGUGCCGUGCAGCAAAGUCAAAACGGUGAUCAUGGCUGUCUUUGAGAACGACAAGAGUCCUGAGAUGCAACUUAAGUACUGGAACCACUGGCACGCUCGACAGCCGACCGUCAAACAGAGGGUCAUAGAUAUCGCCGACUACAAAGAAGUCUUCAGUGGAAUAAGCAACGUGGAGGAGGUGGCUUUCAAUGCGCUAUCCUUCAUCUGGAAUACAAACGAAGAGGCAAAGGUGCACAUCGGCAUCAAUUCUCUGAGCACUGAUUUCUCCUCUCAAAAGGGGGUCAAAGGUCUUCCUCUGAAUCUGCAGAUCGACACUUACGAUUACAGCACGGGGAACAACCGUCUCAUUCACAGAGCUGUUUGUCAGGUCAAGAUCUUCUGCGAUAAGGGUGCAGAGAGGAAGAUGAGAGAUGAGGAGAGGAAGAGAUCCAAGAGGAGAACCAAGAAUGUCGCAGACUCUAGUAACAACGGUUGUAAACAAGCCCUGGUCUCCAGUUCGGUUGGAAAGGACUGCACAUAUUUUAAGACUCUAGACGAUCACGUCACACAACCUGUUUUAUUUAUCCCCGAGAUGCACUUCAGCAACAUGCAGCGCUGCGGUCUGGUGCCCCCUGUUAACCUAGAAGAGAGCGACCGAAACUUAAUGAAACGCAUCAACUGCUACGGUGAUAGCGGCGAUCAGAGCAGCUCUCCGCCGAGCAAACAGCCGCGUCGAGAUGAGCAACAACAAAGAGUUCUGCUGUAUGUCAGACGAGAAACCGAGGAAGUGUUCGAUGCCCUCAUGCUAAACACGCCAACCCUCAAGGGCCUGAGAGAAGCGAUUUCAGAAAAGUAUGGCUUGCAAGAAGAUACCAUUGGGAAAAUCUUCAAGAAAUGCAAAAGAGGGAUCUUUGUGAACAUGGAUGACAACAUCAUCGAGCAUUACAGCAACCACUCGGCCUUCCUCAUCGAGAUUUCCGAAGUCAUUGUCAACCACUUCCAGGUCACACUUAUGGAGUUAUAAACGGCAUCGGACCCUUCUGGCAGCUUCUCCGUCUGCCCUUCAAUAAAAAAGCACAAGCAACUCGGAGCCAGAUUCGUGCCGUCGCCAUGGAAACGAAUGAACUCCCGUUUCAUCAUUUUCAGAUGUACCGAUAUUCAUGUUGUACAUACCAGUUACCUCUUUUAUACUUUUUUAUUAAAUAUUUUAUCUACAAUUAUUUUAUAACGUGAGCAAUUAUGAUCAACAAGGUAAAUUGUCUGUAAAUAUAAAUUGUACAUAGACAAAAAAUAUCAUAAUGUUGUGUGUUGACUUGAUUUUAAAGCCAUAUGUUAUUAUUUCAAUGAUAAACUUGCCUUUGUUAUGCUGCCUCUGCUGCUUACGAUAGGCGCAUCAUUUCUAAAAGACGAUGUGAGGCGGUUGUAUCGCUUAAUGCUCUGAUGGUGGUUUGCAUGUUUUUUUGUUUUUUAUCUUGACGCGUGUUACUUCAAUAGACUUCCAGUCAGGGUGCUGUAACUUUCAGCCUGCUAGUUUCACAUCUGAAACGCUCCACACAACCGAGAGCCUUUCAGACUUAUAAGUCGCACAUUUCCACCCUUAAAGGGCUGCAUAUCUGUCAGUGUUUUGCUUGCCAGGAUAUACAGUAAAAAAUUGCCUCCACACAUUUCGAAUCUGUGUGGCUAUAACGGUUGCGGGGACGACCGGCCCUUUUUCACUUCGACAUUAAGGACGUUCAGACAAAUAAACCACUGCUUAGGAGCUUGCCCAAACAUCAGAUUAAUGGUGACUUCAGUUUGUGGAUUUCGCUUCACAAAACUUGUACAUUUCAAAUGCUUUGUAUUGCUGUCAUUCAAUAUUGAUAUACUAAAGCUGUGUUUUCCUUUUUUUACUGCCUCUGCUUUUAAAAGGCAAAUAAAAUCAAAACUUCAAAAUA